UAAGAACCCGCCCUCUGUUCAACACGCGUGAAGACGACGCUGUCCUCCUCCUCCUCCUCCUGUGAUGCUUAUUGUGACUGACAGGCGACCGUCUUUCCUCAUGUAUGUGAUGUGACUGAACAGAGACGCAAGGAGCAGCGAUGAGUCUGAGAGAAGCAGCGAGGGGAUUGGUUUUCUUCCUUCUUUCUGUGUUAGCGGUGCAGGGUGAGGACGGCUGGCGAUUCACGUACGCUCCCACUCAGAUCUGUACCAUAAAAGGAUCUACGGUGACAAUACACUGCACCUUCAGCCACCCGUCCAGAAUAAAUGACCACGAUGUAACGGUUGAGAGAACAUUCUGGUUUACUGAAGUGCAGAACAAAGAACCUGAGGAUCUGAGGACAGACUCAAAGUACGCAGGUCGAGUGCAGAAUCACUGUGGUGAGAGCGACUGCACUCUGACCAUCACAGACCUGAGAGAGAGCGACUCGCACGUGUACGAGUUCAUGCUCAUAACAGGCCAAGGUGGGAGGUUCAUUGGUUCACCCGGAGUCAAGUUGACCGUCACAGGUUUCUCGGUGCUCAUCACAAAAACGUCAUGGUGCACAUAUCCCUCCUGUACCUGGUCAGAUGUGCAGUGUCACACCAGUUGUGUCCUGAACAAUCGUCCGUCCUAUGUCUGGUACAUUAAUGGACAAAACAAACAGAGACAAAACCUUCAUUUUACUCACAACUUUUAUUCUGAAGACAGUGUUUCCUGUGCUGUGAAAGGAUUUGAGAAUUCCCCCUCUGCUCCAGUGUGUGUCCAUGGAAAUUCAUGCAACAGAGUGAAUUACCGUGACAGAAGCAUCUGUGCCUUUAAAGGCUCAUCAGUGGACAUAUCAGUGGACUACCACAGUUUUUACAACCCCACAUCUAAAUUCUGGUUCGUUGCUGAGCCUAAUGAUCGGUGGAGGUAUGGCAAUAAAGCUAAAAUCCAAGAGCAGGUAGGUCGUUUUCAGGUCCUUGAAACAGCAGGAGGACGCUCCACUCUGAGAAUCAGCAACCUGAGAGAGAGCGACUCUGCCCAUUAUCGCUUCAUAUUCGAUCCUUAUACAUGGUGGACGAGUUUACCUGGCACAACUCUGACUGUCAAAGAUCCAGAUUUACAGGUGCAAGUGAUCUGGUCUCCCUCUGGUCCAACACUGACUUGUCACAGCAGCUGUCUUCUCUCUGAACGCUCUUCUUUUGUGUGGUACAAGAAUGGAACAAAAAUUCAGGGAGAAACAUCUCCAUCUUUCAGAGGAUUGCUUGAUCCUGGAGACUUUUAUUCCUGUGCUUAUGAGCGUCAUCGCUCUCUUCCAGUGUAUGCUCCGAAGGUUCCCUCAGUGUUGAUGAGUCACCCUGGUGACAUUUUCAAGGACAGUUCGGUGACUCUGACCUGUAGCAGUGAUGCUUACCCGCCCCAUACUUACGCCUGGAACAAAGAGAAUCAAAAACUCGGCAGUGAACCACAUCUGGUCCUCAGCUCCAUCCAGUCCUCUGACUCGGGGGAGUAUUACUGCACCGCGGAGAACGAGCUGGGGAAGACUUCCUCUAAAUACGUCUUGAUUAAUGUGAAGUAUGCUCCACAGACCUCCAUUGUGUCGGUGAGUCCCCCAGGUGUCAUAGUGGAGGGCCGUCCAGUCAAUCUGACCUGCAGCAGUGAUUCUAACCCAGCAGCUACUUUCACCUGGUACAAGGAGAGCCGAACUCUGUUUCGAGGACCAGAGGGCGUUUAUCGUUUCUCCUCCAUCAGCUCUGGGGACGGAGGGGUCUACCGCUGCAAGUCUGAGAAUCAGUACGGACAGACGAACUCCACGUCUCUACACUUAGACGUCCAGUAUGCCCCAAAGCCUCCCUCUGUGUCCGCAAGUCCCUCUGCUGAGACAGUGGAGGGCAGCUCAGUGAAUCUGACCUGCAGCAGCGAUGCUAACCCAGCCGCUAAUUACACCUGGUACAAAGAGAACAAAGACUCACCAAAAGCAUCAGUGCAGAUCUUCACCAUCGCUGACAUCAGAGCUGAACACGGUGGGAAUUAUCUCUGCGCAGCCGAGAACAGACGAGGACGCCGUCACGCCACCUUGCGUCUGACUGUUGUAACGGGUGCAUGGAAAUCAAUGGUGACUGGAACAAUCCUUGCUGUUUUCCUGCUGUUCAUACUGCUCGCUGUCUUCCUGUGGAGCAGAAGACAUAAGUCCAUCACACAACAGAGUGAGUGCAGCAAGAGAGCAGAUGGCGGCGCACAGCUGGGUCCAGUGUCUGACCAGAGACCAGCUGCACCAGCCGUGCUGCAGGACGACCUUGAAUACACCAGCAUCUGCUUCAACCAGAGCCAGACUGAUGCCGUCUACUCCAACAUCAGAUGGGUUCAUCCCCCCAGAGAAAGAGAGGAAGACAAGGAGGAGGAAGAUGGGGUUGAGUACAGUGCUGUCAGAUUUCACAGCAGUGCAACAGGAACAGGAAGUCAAGAAGAUGUGGAGCAUUCAUCUCCACUGUACAGCACAGUCAAGUUAAACUACAAGAGCACAAUGUGAAUCUGUUGUUUCAACAUGGAUUUGACAGCAUCAAGAGAACCUGAGAAGCAUAUAUUUGCUGAUAAAUAUAGUGUGUGUAAAUUUUGUAUGCUUUUUUGAAGGAUUGGUUGACCCAAAUUACAAUAUCUAUAACUUAACCAUAUGGAAGCCAUUAAGAAGGACAUUUGGUCUGUGAAAACAGGCAUAAAACAGUUUUCCAAUUUUUUUUCAAAACCCUGAAAUGCAACUAAAAAAAAAGUGUGUUAUUCCUGAGGUCAAAUUGACCCUGAUCAUAAUACAUUAUCUAUCCAAAUGUUCUAAUUACAAAAAUAUGUACUUGUAAAAGUAAACAUUUGAACACA
Molecule: messenger RNA, 2875 nt
Organism: Scophthalmus maximus (turbot)
Lineage: Eukaryota; Metazoa; Chordata; Actinopteri; Pleuronectiformes; Scophthalmidae
Product: B-cell receptor CD22
Exons: 12
Coding region: 141-2534 (797 amino acids)
Source: RefSeq, a predicted model, not a curated record